AUGUUAACUAUACUAUCGAGGAUAAGGUAUCAAGCGCCGUUGCAGUUGGUACGAUCAUGUACGCCUUUAAGAAGAUUUGGAAAUGUCCAGGUUCCAUUUCAAGAUGAUUUGAAUUCAAUGGAAGAUGAUGAUUUAAAUCUUGGUGAUUUUAAACAUUAUGAAGAAUCACCAGCAAUGAUUGCCAAAAAGUUAGAGUUAUUACAAGAAACAAGAGAAGAUCAUACUAAAGAUGUUGUGAAUCAACUGUCUUCUCCAGAGAUUACCCUGUCUUUGGAAGAAUUUACCAAAUUGAAAGAACCAGUUGUAUUCGUUUCCAAAUUAACCAAUCCAUAUUUGAAUCUAGCUAUAGAAGAUUUCAUCUAUAACGAGAUGCCAAAGCCCGAGAUAACAACGUCAAACUAUAACAGAUUAAUGUUUUAUAUAAAUUCUCCCUGUGUGGUUAUAGGAAAGAAUCAAAAUCCAUGGAAAGAAGUCAACUUACCAGUGUUGAAUUCUUUAAGUAUACCAUUAGUGAGGAGAAGAUCAGGAGGUGGAACUGUAGUUCAUGAUUUGGGUAAUGUUAAUUAUUCAUUCAUGACUACCAAAGAGAAAUUUGAUAGGUUUACAUUUGCGAAUCUUGUUAGAGAUUCUCUUAAUUCAAUUCCUAAUUCAAAAUAUUUUAUAGAAGUUAAUGAAAGAGGUGAUAUAACCACCAGUAAACAAGACGAUGGGAUCAAUUAUAAGGUCAGUGGUUCAGCAUAUAAGUUAUCAAAGGGUAAAUCUUAUCAUCAUGGUACUAUGUUAUUAAACCUGAGACUUGAUGUAUUAGGAAAAUUAUUACAUAGAGAUGAAACCAAAUUGGGAGUAGUUGAUUCGUCAAAUUCUAUUGAUUCAGUAAAAUCUAAAGUGACAAAUUUGGAAAUUACAGAGGAACAGUUCAUCAAUGCUGUUGCUGAUAGGUUUAGAGAUGAAUUCGGCAAUGCUAUCCCGGCUGAAGAUGAACCAAUAACCAAAGAUGAAUACGAUCAAGAUGAAUUAUUUGGAUUAAAGGAUUUUGUUGAAGCCAAUGCUGUUAAUAAGACAGCUAAGAUAAUAACCAUAGAUGAUAACAUGAGUCUUCCUCAGACAGUGUUAGAUGAUGCUAAAGAGUUGAAACAAUGGAGUUGGAGAUUUGGAUCCACUCCUAAGUUCAGUCAUGAAAUAAUUAAUAAUAAAUUUGGAUUUAAAGUUAGAUUCCAUGUUGGUAAGCAUGGUGCGUUGACAAAUUAUGAACUUUCAUUCUUUGAUAUUGAAAUGAGAUUAUUAUCGGUUGAGAAGAUCAAAGAAAGUUUUGAAUUCCUUGAAUUACAUAUUAAAGAUAACGCUUUAGAGUAUACCGGAAGUAAUGUGGCUGGAUUCAUCACUAAUGAUAUGAUUAGUGAUUGGGUUGGUCAAUGUAUCGAUGGGACAAUAUAG
Messenger RNA from Scheffersomyces coipomensis, 1434 nucleotides. RefSeq names its product putative lipoate--protein ligase. The record is from RefSeq and is a predicted model, not a curated record. Bases 1 to 1434 code for a protein of 477 amino acids. Gene Ontology annotation, biological process: protein lipoylation. Gene Ontology annotation, molecular function: lipoyltransferase activity. The transcript has a single exon. NCBI's taxonomy places the organism in Eukaryota, Fungi, Ascomycota, Pichiomycetes, Serinales, Debaryomycetaceae. Gene Ontology annotation, cellular component: cytoplasm; mitochondrion.